Molecule: messenger RNA, 1699 nt
Organism: Lathyrus oleraceus (garden pea)
Lineage: Eukaryota; Viridiplantae; Streptophyta; Magnoliopsida; Fabales; Fabaceae
Product: putative ribosomal large subunit pseudouridine synthase SVR1, chloroplastic
Exons: 10
Coding region: 128-1351 (407 amino acids)
Biological process (GO): maturation of SSU-rRNA from tetracistronic rRNA transcript (SSU-rRNA, LSU-rRNA, 4.5S-rRNA, 5S-rRNA); plastid translation; maturation of LSU-rRNA from tetracistronic rRNA transcript (SSU-rRNA, LSU-rRNA, 4.5S-rRNA, 5S-rRNA)
Cellular component (GO): chloroplast
Molecular function (GO): RNA binding; pseudouridine synthase activity
Source: RefSeq, a predicted model, not a curated record
CCCUUGGAACAAAACUCAUAAUGGACUUAAAACCCAACGGAUAAGAUAGAAACGAGAGCACUAUACUAUUCCUUCUUUCUUUCUCUGCAAUUUUAAAAAACCACCGCCACCGCGCCGUGACUGAACAAUGGGUUCGGCGGCAACAAUGGCGAUGACGGCGCUCUGUUUCACCAAAUCAAACAAACUCACUUCUUCCUUCCGCACUCUCCCUCGCCUCACCUGCUCUUCCCUCUCCUCUUCUCCUUUCAACUUCAACAUCUCCUUCUCUCCCUCUAACCCUAACCCUAAACCCGACCCUAAACCCGAUAACCCGAACCAAUUUCCCGACGACAGUGGCGGUAACAUGAUCCCGUGGAUUAUUCGAGGCGAAGAUGGAAACUUCAAACUCUCGUCUGAACCUCCUCCAUCCUUUCUCAAAGCCAUGACCGAUGCCUCAACAGCUACAAAAAAAUCAGAAAAAAAACCAACUGCGAAAGCCAAGAAGAAAAAUGAAAAGGAAACAAAGGUCCGUGAGGUGGCGCCGCCGCAGUAUUCCAAAGCGGCACGGAGAUUCUACAAUGAAAAAAUCAAGGAGUCAUGUACGCGUCUCAGCAAGGUUCUCGCCGCCUCUGGAGUUGCGUCCAGGAGAAGCUGCGAAGAGCUUAUUUUUAAAGGCAAGGUUACGGUUAACGGUUCCAUCUGUAAUAUACCCCAGACUAAAGUGGAUCCCUCAAAGGAUAUUAUCUAUGUCAAUGGGAGCCGCCUUCCUAAGAGGCAGCCUCACAAAGUUUAUCUUGCCUUGAACAAGCCAAAAGGUUACAUAUGCUCAUCUGGGGAAAAGGAGUCUAAAUCUGUUAUAAGUCUAUUUGAUGAUUUUUUGAGCAGUUGGGAUAAGAAGCAUCCAGGAGUACCCCCACCACGACUAUUUACUGUAGGGCGCCUUGAUGUUGCUACCACUGGGUUACUUAUUGUGACUAAUGAUGGAGAUUUUGCUCAAAAACUUUCACAUCCAUCGUCUAAUUUUUCUAAAGAAUACAUUGCAACAGUUAAUGGUCUAGUUCAUAAGAGGCACUUAAUGACCAUAAGUGAAGGAACAACAAUUGAGGGUGUCCAUUGUGUACCAGAUAGUGUGGGGUUACUUCCACGUAUGCCAGAUACGCAAAGAUCUCGACUUCGUAUUGUGGUUCAUGAUGGAAGGAAGCAUGAAGUUCGCGAACUUGUUAAAAAUGCUGGACUUGAGAUUCACUCGUUAAAGCGAAUUCGCAUAGGUGGUUUUAGACUUCCACCAGACCUUGGGCUAGGGAAGUACAUUGAGCUAAAUCCUACGAAUCUGAAAGCACUGGGAGGAAAAGUUAACAAAGUUAACUCGUAAUUGUUGGGGUUGUAAAUCUUCCUCCUCCAUAUUCAGAUUUUGACAGCUCUGAAGCUGUUAUGGUGGAAUUGGCCCAAUGCUUGUUUGAUUUGAGCUGUUGAAUGUUGAAUUCUGAUACCUGGUGCAUUCCUUGGGAAGUAUUUGGAAUAGCCACAGAUCACAAAUUUGUGGAGUGUUUGGCAUCAAUGUAAACUGAGGCUCUCGAAAUCAAACAUGAAACAUAGUUACAUAGUUUAGAAGAAUUCAGUAAAAAUUUUAGACAUUAAUGUAUGUAUGUAUGUAUAAUGCUUUGUAAAAUGUAAAUGGUGGUAAUAUUCCUGUGAUAGUGAAUGAUUUUAGUUUAGGCAA